AUGGCAGCUCCUGGCUGUCUUUAUGCGUCUCAAUUAUUUGCUGCAGCACUGGGCAGACAGCAGCAGCAGCGCAAGCAGCAGCAGCAACUGCAGCAGCAGCUCAAGCAGCAGCAGCAACUGCAGCACCAGCACAAGCAGCAGCAGCAGCAACUGCAGCAGCAGCAACUGCAGCAGCAGCAACUGCAGCAGCAGCAACUGCAGCAGCAGAAACAGCAACAACAGAAGCUGCAGCAGCAGCAACUGGAGCGCUGUGCAACAUCUGUAAAACACAUGCACCACAGCAGCAGCUCGGCUGCAGCAGCAGCAGCAGCAGCAACAGCACAAGCAGCAGCAGCAACUUCAGCAGGAGCAGCAGCAGCAACAACAGCACGCGCAGCAGCAGCAGCAGCAGCAGCAACAGAUGUCGAUGAAAAAGAGGAGUUACUGCUUUUGUUUAUUUGUGUUGCAGCCUGA
This is a messenger RNA of Eimeria mitis, 453 nucleotides long. RefSeq lists its product as uncharacterized. The record is from RefSeq and is a predicted model, not a curated record. The transcript has a single exon. The coding region runs from base 1 to 453 and encodes 150 amino acids. Lineage: Eukaryota; Apicomplexa; Conoidasida; Eucoccidiorida; Eimeriidae.